Symbiodinium pilosum is the source of this 2154-nucleotide messenger RNA. The record is from the annotation of a GenBank genome assembly. Lineage: Eukaryota; Dinophyceae; Suessiales; Symbiodiniaceae.
AUGUUCCGCCGCAUGGAAUGGCUCCUGGUGCUGUCCCAGAAGUACGGUUGUGCCUAUGUCUGCAACCCCAAGGACUGGGAAACCGGCGGGCAUUCCACCGGCAACGUUGGAAUGCUGUUUGGAUGUUCCAGAGAUGGCAUAGUUGGCAACUCCACCCUCAUUGCCUCCACAUCGGUGCUAAAGUCACAGGGAGCAACGGUUGAAACUGCAAGCCUGCACUUCGACAAGUCGGGCCCCCACUUGGUACGGAUUAAGAGCGGUCAGCCGAUGUUUCGUGGAAGUGCAUACUCAAUGAGUCCCAAGCCAGACCCACGUCGCAAAAGGCCGGCGGUGUACAAGCUUAGCUGCCCUCAGGUUCAAACAGUCACACAUCAGAUGUCCUACAGGUGGUUGCAAGCACAGUACUCCGCAGUCCGGCUUCAAGAUGGACGGAAAACGGACUGGGGCUCAGCAACUUACCGUAUUGCUUUGCAGCUCCGUCGUGGGGAUCGACCAGAAGCAUGCCCACUCUUCCUGUAUCUGAACGCACUACGCUACGUGUUCGCAGCGAUGCCGCAAAUCUCACUUCAGAAUUCGAAAAUCUUGCUUAUUGGCGAGGUGAACCCGAAAAGCAACGAAUUCGAAUGCUUGUCGGGGAUCCAGAACCUGCAAUUUCUUGCCAGCCGCCGUCUUGUAGGGAGGGGAUCGAGUGGAUUAAAAGCUCUUAAACGCGACUUGGACUACAUUGCUACGUCCAACAUCCUCAUCCUGGGAGGAGGAGGCAGCUUUCCCUCGUUUGCCGCCACAUUGCAGGCUCCCGGCGGUGUCACCCUACACUCACGGACAAAGGACGCAGGCUUGGACGGCUUGCCGUACGCUUUUGAGCUGGACAAGGUUGGCCGCUUCACGUGUAAGCAACGACUGUCUACAAAAGCAGAGCAAAAGGAAGACUACAAAAUUCCUGGCGACUCCUUGCUCAGCCAGCAGGUUGAGAAAGCAGUCCAGAUUUAUAGCAAGUGGUCCAGCGGAAGGCCUUUCUGCCAGUCCACGAAAUCGCCAGGCUUCAGCCGCAAAAAGUGCGAAGCUCCAGAUUUUUCAAUAUUGAAGCUUGAGCCCUGCAAGGAACCUGCCAAGCUGAACCUCGCUCUUUCACUAGCUCCGGCUGAGCCUGUUCCCAUACCCACAGCACAGCCAGAGGCCGAUAACUCCAAUUCGGUACCUCAACGUACACAGGAUGCCGUGCCUUCCCUGCAGCCACUGGACAACAAGUGCGGAAAAAGGCCCAUGUGCUGUGGUCCGGCCCGCAGCUUUGCGGAAAGCACGGUCCUCCAGCACAACCAUGUGGCUUUCUACUUUGUGCGAUGUGCUGGUAACAUCAACCAUGACUUUCAUCAGAACUUUUGGCCUCUGUUUUGGUGGAUGACACGGCUCCGCAACGAUGAUGCAGCACUCCUAGUAGAGAGAAACUGCGACAGCAAGCGGCACUGGGGAGACGAUCUUCUUUGGAGCGUUGCCCGCACACAAGGCUGGCGAAUUUACAACUACUCGAAAGGUGUCCGCUACUGUGCCCGUGGGCAGCUCCACAUAAUGCGCUCUGUUGGGCCCUGUUGCGAUUACAGCCUGAAGCCGAAAAGCUUCGUCCACUAUGGGAAAGGCGUUAUUUGGGCUGCUGUGCUUGGGCGCAGCCGGCUGGCUUUAGAUGAGCACACCAAGGUGCUCAUCUACAGUCGCGCAAAUGCCAAUUAUCGCCGCAUCAUCGAACCAAAGCGGCUGGAACCUGUCUUUCAUCCGCGACUUAACGUCACAGUAGCGGAUGAUGUACCACCCACGUUGCUUGAGCAGGCGCGCUUCUUUUCAUCCUUUGCUGUAGUGCUGGCUCCAAAUGGUGGUUGGGCUCCAAACGUGCUUUUUAUGGCUUCAGAUGCCUGCCUCAUUGAGCUGCACCUUUACCGAAGGGAUAGCUGGGCGAAGGACUACGGGCUGGGUGGUGAGAUCGGUGAGAUACUGCUUAUCACCGGAGACUAUCAUGAUCCAAAGAAGCCCAUUCUCCACCGGAGAGGUCGGGUGGGCGGCGAUGAUGACAUCCUGGUGACAGGUGGUAAGGACAACUUGCUAAAUGACGUGAGACGCAGCAUGGCAAAGAGCCAUGUUUGCAAGCAAUACCUUGCCACGUAG